AGCACUUUCAACUACUUUUAUUGAUUAGGUACUCUCCAAACGUCUGCUCCAUCUUGCUAUCUUCAGAAAACAUCCAAAAUAUCAUAUCACAUGGCCAAGAAAGCUUCAUCAAGCUCAAGUCGCGGGCGAGGCGGUUCACGAGGAAAGCGUGGAGGAAGAGGGGGCCACAAUCACCACGGAGGACCUGGUCGUAGACGUUACGAUUAUCCAGAGGGAGAACGGCCAGAGAGUGCGAUCGAUGUUGUGGAAGGAUCCAACGAUAAUGAAGAGGGAGAAAGUGAAGAUGAGGAUGAUUUAGUCAAAAUCACUAUUGACGUUCCUGUAGCAAUGUGGGAUUUCGACCACUGUGACCCUCGCAGGUGCUCAGGCAAGAAGUUGGCUCGACUCGGACUCAUCGAGGAACUUAGAGUGGGCUCGCGGUUCAGGGGUAUAGUGCUCUCUCCCAAGGGUAAACAGGUCUUAAGUCCCUCCGACCGAGAGAUCGUAGCGAAGAAUGGGGUCGCAGUGGUCGAAUGCUCUUGGGCACGUCUUGACGAUAUUCCUUUCGGAAAAAUUGCAAGUCCUCAUGAGCGCUUGUUACCUUACCUCGUCGCCACCAAUCCAACGAAUUAUGGAAAGCCGUGGCGGCUCAACUGUGUCGAGGCUUUAGCAGCCUCAUUUUACCUUACCGGCUUCGAUUCCUAUGGUGAGCGGCUACUGCAGGACUUUGGCUGGGGAGGGUCGUUCUGGAAGGUCAAUCGGCCUUUCAUCGAGCGAUACAGGACGUGCAACACAGCCGAAGAAGUCAGCCAAAUGCAAGAGACGAUCAUGGAAGAACUGGAGAAGAGUUACGAGGAGUCAAGGCAGCAGCGAGACUUGCUCGAGGGAACGGACCUUCCUGCUUCCAAUCCUAACCACCUUCCAGCAGAAGUCGAGAGCGACGAAGAGCUAGAUGCAGCCGAGGCCGAGUAGCACGCUCGUCCAACCACGUUUUCUGAGUCUGAAUCGCUUCUGUCUCUGUAUUUGCCCCCAGCCCUGGUUAUCCAUAUAGAGAAUGCGGUCUCCGCAAAACUCUUGUCUUUGGGGCCCUCGUAU
This is a messenger RNA of Stereum hirsutum FP-91666 SS1, 1074 nucleotides long. RefSeq names its product DUF367-domain-containing protein. The transcript has 7 exons. Lineage: Eukaryota; Fungi; Basidiomycota; Agaricomycetes; Russulales; Stereaceae. Bases 91 to 951 code for a protein of 286 amino acids. Gene Ontology annotation, molecular function: rRNA small subunit aminocarboxypropyltransferase activity. Gene Ontology annotation, biological process: maturation of SSU-rRNA. The record is from RefSeq and is a predicted model, not a curated record.